UGUAUUGUUAUUUGAGCAUCUUUGCUUACGUGUCAUGUUUUCGUGUGUGCUCUCUGUGGGUGGCAUGCUUGCAGUGGUGGGACAUGACCUGCGGCCCGAAGAGACAUAUCUGCAACUCUGUGAUGCACUGAGCAUGUUAGAACAAACUGUCGAUUCCAUCUUCUCCGCAGUGAUUGACAGAGUUGAGUCUGAUCGCCAGCGUCUGCGCGGAAUCACAGAGCGUAUUAAAACGGCACAGGCCAAGAUUGAUGCGAUAUCGGGAAGCAAGAAGGCAAUAACGGUUUUUUCCAGUUCAAAGUACCCAGCAUCAUCACCGGGUGCUAGGGACUAUGUCCCAUUCCUUGUGGGACGAGGAGCAAAUGGCCGCAACGAGGGAGUAUGGAGAGAACAGUUGGCGGCCACGGAGCUCAGAUCUCCUCACAUGUUCAUGCACGAAAUGGAGGAUCAUUCAUUACCUCGAGGUGCAGAUGAAGCGAUGGAGCUGUUCAGAUUCUUUGCAGAGACUGCUUAUGAAGAAGCACCAGCGUUAAGAGCACCACCUGUAAGUCACACCGGCCCUUGAAUAUCCCUCCCUUCCUUUUUUCUUUUUUUUAUCCCUCCCCUCCUCAUAAUCCUUGUCCUCUUUAUUCUUCUUAUGCCCCCACCCC
Messenger RNA from Chara braunii, 647 nucleotides. NCBI's taxonomy places the organism in Eukaryota, Viridiplantae, Streptophyta, Charophyceae, Charales, Characeae. The record is from the annotation of a GenBank genome assembly.